Molecule: messenger RNA, 1623 nt
Organism: Penicillium samsonianum
Lineage: Eukaryota; Fungi; Ascomycota; Eurotiomycetes; Eurotiales; Aspergillaceae
Product: ATP-grasp fold subdomain 1
Exons: 1
Coding region: 1-1623 (540 amino acids)
Biological process (GO): peptidoglycan biosynthetic process
Molecular function (GO): ATP binding; metal ion binding; D-alanine-D-alanine ligase activity
Source: RefSeq, a predicted model, not a curated record
AUGAAGAUCUGUGUCUUUCAAUCAUGCUUCGAAGAACUCCAAGCUUCGGUCGGCGAGUCUCAAAAGCUAUGCAUGAACCCCGGCCAACACAUCACCCAGCACACAAUAUCCCACAACACCAUCCACAAGACCACAGCGCAAGCCCAAAUAGAUGCCGCAGUCCGCGAAGGCCAUGACUUCUAUUUAAAUUUCAUGUGGGGAACACACGACGACUCACUAGCUGGCAUCAAGGCAAUUCAAUACUUUGAGUCGCUCAACCUGCCUAGCGCUGGUAUCCAAAGCUCCGAGCGCGAACAGUCCAAAUGGGACUUCUUUGCCGAGGCGAAACGUGCUGGGAGUCCCCUCAUUCCGGGGACGACGAAAUUUCCUUUAUUCGUUAAACCUGCGUCGAGCUAUGGGAGUAUGUUCAUUGAUGAGCAUUCUUUGUGUCAGAAUGAAGAUGAGUUGGACCGCUGUAUUCAGAGAUUGAACAAGUUGAUGCGUUCUGUGCGCGUCUUGCGUGCGCAAGCGCUUGGAUACGCGGAUCCAGACCAAUAUGCUGAUGCUCGGGAGGCUGAAGGGAGGGAUAGUUUGGACCUUGUCGUGCAGGAAUUCAUCGACGGAGAGGAAUACUCUGUUGUGGUUAUUGCUAUGGGGGAGAGUCCAUUUCCUCUCAUUCCGCAACGUGCGAAAUACAAACAAGUUUCCGGCCAAGGCCGAUUCUUGACUUUGGAUUUGAAGUUUGAUGAGGCGUCUGGAUAUGAGCUGCUGGACGAGAAUGACGACCCGCGGCUCUGGAGGCACUUGCAAGCUACGGCCGUCGAGGCUUUCACGACGAACAAGAUGUAUACGAACUACAUGGGCUGUGAUGUUGAUAUGCGCAUUGGUCGGGAUGGGAGGGCUUAUGUCAUUGAAGUUGAUCCGCUUCCUGUUUUCUUUUAUCCUAUUGGAUCCCAGCUUGAGGAUACAGAUAUCCAGCGGGGGUUUCCUGGGAGUUAUCGGGCCGUUGUCAACACUUAUAUCACUAAUUACUUUCUGAAGCAUCCUGGCAAGCGUGGGGAUGAUUAUAUUGAAGUGGCAAACUUCUAUGACUCUCUGGCUCAAUCUCAUGCUGGCCGGGUUUCAGCAGCCGACGCUGCCAGUUGUAUUACAACGAGAUCUUAUCAAGGAACUGCACUUGAUCUUGCGUGUGGAACUGGAACUGUCGGCCACCAUCUGAAAUCGGAUCCGGAAAACCAAAUUACGGAAAUGGUGGGAGUCGAUAUAUCCAAGAGAUCGUUGGAUAUCUGCCACCAAAACAAUUUGUAUACCCAACUUGUUCAUGAAAGGAUGGAAGUAUACAUGGCGGAAAGGACACAAAGGGUAGACCAUAUAUUCUGUAUAUGGGCACUACAGCAUCUUUCCAUGGAGGAGCUUGACUUUGUACUCGCCCGAUGUUUCCAACUUGCCAAGCAGUCCAUCACUUUGGUGGUUGAUGCAAUUGGAGCGGCCUCUAGUAGCCCCCUUGAUUUGAUGUACGAAAGAUUCUCGACGGAUCAUUCCGAAAGCUUGAGAACUUUCGAAAUUCCGCAUGGAUGGUCUGUCUUGCCAAAUCAUUGUCGGGAUAGUCAAUAUUUGCGCUUCUGUUUCCAGCGAAAAGUGUAA